Molecule: messenger RNA, 972 nt
Organism: Gamsiella multidivaricata
Lineage: Eukaryota; Fungi; Mortierellomycota; Mortierellomycetes; Mortierellales; Mortierellaceae
Exons: 2
Coding region: 1-972 (323 amino acids)
Source: RefSeq, a predicted model, not a curated record
AUGGCUCCUAAAAAGACUAAGGUUGUAACUAACUCUCGUGGACCUUGUCCAGUGAAAGGAAAAGCUUCCGCGCAGAACCGAAAGGCUCCAGCUCAGAUUCGACCGGCCGCUAAUCAGGGCCGAAAGGCUCCAGUUCAGAGCCAAUUAGACCCUAAUCAGGACCGAAAGGCCAAGAUUCGGGGGCUCCCCGUCCGUCGCAGCUGCCGUCUUCGCGGAAUUGCGGACGGUAUGCUUGGACAUAUCAUGCUCAACCGACACCUCAACAAAGACCUCCAGGCCAUCGAGGAUUUGAAUCCUUUUCCACUGCCAGAGUCAGUCGCCGCCUCGGUACUUGACGUCGAGAUCGAUGGGGCCCCCGUCAGUCCAGCUUCAGAGGAGGACUUGGCUGCUGAUCCAGCCUCUCCCACCACUGUCGCUGCGGCUCAUGCUGACCCAGAUCCACAGGACGUAGCUGCUAUCGCGUCAGCCGCUCCCAUAGAAGCUGACACUCCGGCUCAACUACCCGCAGAUGCUGCCGUGCCAUAUUCCCAUUCGGAGGCUGCCUCAGCUCCGGUUGCUCUGCCCAACAUAACUAGCUCUGGUUCCGACCUAGGCCGCCGCACCAAGCUCGCUUCUAUCCAAGCUAACAUGGAGUGCGAGCGUACAGCUAAUACCGCGUCUCCUACUGCUUCUCUGGGAACGGCUCAAUCGGUUGAGUCCGUCGCCACCGCUGCCUCUAGUCCUGGUAAUGUUGCGGAGUCAGUCGCGGCCGAAGGAGCCGAGGCGGCUACUCCGGCAUCUCAGCCCCUUCUAGCUGAUGAUGAUGCCAGUCUUGAUACUCCGUCGUUUGGCCUUGAGCCUGCGACUGUCCAGACUCCUCAACAACCCCAGGCCUUUAGUUGGGAUGAAGUUUUCGCGUCCAUUGGCCAGCCUUUGAUCGAUGAUCUCGAUUUUUGGCUCGACAUACCGUCCUACGAUGGCUCGUUAUUCUAA